GCUGCACGUGCACAUGUGUAGUGAACAAAAACAUAACCUGUAAGAUGUGAAAUUGUUAUGAACAAUAUUUAUUUUAGUUAAUUUGUAUAUGAAUAAAAGUUUAACGUUAGAAAGUAAGGAAGUGUUUUAAAUACAGUGCAAUAUUUCUUCGAUAGACAAUCAACAAAUUCACCAUAAGACAUAUUGCGCCAUUAUAGAACAGCUUGUGUAUACUUUGUGGUUAAACUGUGAUACUAAUAUAAGUCUUAAAACAAUGACAACUUUUGACUUUACAUGGGAAAAGAACAAGAAACCACCAAAAGGUGUGUUGAUUGCUAAAAAGAGGAAAGCUGCAUCUGAGGACACUAUUAUUCCAAAGAAAUUAGCUAAAAAUAAGAUAUUAAAUAAAUCUGACAAUACAAAGAUUAAAAAGAAAGCAGAAAAUCCACCCAAAGUAGUAAGUUCCUUAGAAACUAACACAGCAAAUACACAACAAGGAGCAGGAAACAAAAACCUUGAUAUUAGGCAAACAGCAAAUAUUUUAAAUAAUGAAAGAAGUAAUGAUUUUAGUUCUAAUACUGGGCCGAAAUUUAUAAAACGUAAAUGGAAGAAAGACAAAUUAGCAGCCAAGAAAGCAGCAGCUGAAGGUAACACUCCAACCACUAUUGAUACAUCGAAAAAACACCAGCAAUAUUCUCUAUUUAACAUAGGACAUAAAGAUGUUUACGUCAAAGGUAAUGCAAAAGGUAAAUCAGUAGUAGAAAAGGUUUUUAGUGCAGAUAAAAAGUUUAGUAACUUAGAUAUUCACAAAUACAUAGUUUCUAAUUUGGAAAAACAUAAUUUUACCACUCUGACAAAUGUACAAGAAAAAUCUAUACCUGCAAUACUACAGGGACAGAACGUUUUGGUUAGAUCUCAGACUGGUUCUGGUAAAACACUAGCAUAUGCUGUUCCAGUAUUGCAAGCUCUACAAAAUAUUAAUCCGAGGAUACAACGGACUGAUGGAGUGCAAGUUAUAAUCGUGGUUCCGACUAGAGAAUUGGCCUUACAGUCCUACGAACUAUUUAAAAAGAUCAAUACUUUCCAAUGGAUCGUCGUCGGAAAUUUAUGCGGGGGAGAAAAUAGAAAUACAGAAAAAACUCGCCUAAGAAAAGGUGUACAUAUUCUAAUUGCCACACCCGGAAGACUUUUAGACCACAUGCUGCAUACGAAUGCGUUCAAAACGAACAACGUUAGGUGUUUAGUCUUAGACGAAGCCGAUCGUUUGCUCGAUAUGGGAUUUAAAAAGGAUAUUGUGAGAAUAGUUGAAGAAUUGGACAACGCAAAGGCAAACGCUGAAUACAACCCGCUAGCUUUACUAAAGAAAAAAACUUUUACCGAUAACGGCGACGAUGAUGUUAUAGAAACUACAGAAACUGAAAACGUCUCCCAAAAAAUGUCCCUAGGAGAUCCUAGCAGUAAAAUCAGACAGACAGUGCUCUUAUCUGCUACGCUUAAUAAAGGCAUAGCAGAAUUGGCUGAUUUCACGAUGAAGGAACAUGUGUAUAUUGAUGCUUUGGACGAAUUUACAACUCAGAAUCCGGAGAUGAUGGUUAUACCUAACACUGUACAACAAAAGUUUAUAGUAACGCAUGUCAAACAUCGACUAUUUACAUUAUCGGCUCUGAUUUUGUCGCAAUCGAAAACGAAUUCAAAGGUAUUUGUUUUUAUGGGCACGAGUAGUAUGGUCGAUUACCACUACGAACUUUUUACCAGGUAUUUGGUAAAAAUGCCAAGACAAAGAGGACAAUUGACAAAUAAUCAAGUAAUUGUACUCGAAGAAGACGAAGAUAGCGACGAUGAGGAAAUAGUUGCAGACGUAGAAAUCUUCAAACUUCACGGCAACAUGGACCAAAGUGCCAGAAAGCAGGUGUUUACCAGUUUUAGAGCUGCUAAAAAGGGUGUUCUGCUAUGUACGGACGUAGUUGCGAGAGGGAUAGACGUACCAGCCGCUGAUUGUAUUGUACAGUACAACGGUCCUCAAAGCAUCGAAGACUAUCUUCACAGAGUUGGUAGAACGGGACGAGCUGGAAAAUCAGGCACGUCUUAUAUAUUCCUAACGCAUGAAGAACAGGAUUUCGUUACCGAAAUGGAAAAGCACAGAGUUUAUUUACAGAAACAAGACACAGACAGGUUUUUAGAAAGUCUAAGUGUCAUAAUGGAAGAAUCUGACUUCGAGAAAGCUGCCACCGCUCUUCAAAAGCGAUAUGAAAGCGCUUUAGAAAAAGAUAAAGAGCUGCAUCGAGCAGCAUGUAGUGCUUACUCAUCGUGGUCGCGAUUUUACAACACUUAUUCCAAUAAAAUGCGACCAAUAUUCGACUUUAAAAAGGCCAAUUUGGGACACUACGUAACUAGUUUCGGAUUGAAGGAAACCCCCACGGCGGUAGCCAGGAUCGUGAAAGGACAGUUCGUUAAAAAGGAAGCGCCGAGACUGAAUAAGAAGCUUGCAAAUCAUGAAGAUGUUGCUCCUCCACCAAAAGCGCCCAAAAAGAAAAAGAUAAAAUCGCUCAGUUUGACGACGUCGGAGUUUUCGAGCGGUUUGGAGCCUGUUAAAAAGAAGAAAAAGAAAACAUUUGAGGAUGAAUGAACUGUUUCCUUAAUUCAUAAUAGAUUUCUAAUAAUAUAUUGUUUAUUUUUUUUUUUUUUUAAUAAACUUUAUAAAUUUU
This is a messenger RNA of Diabrotica balteata, 2684 nucleotides long. The record is from the annotation of a GenBank genome assembly. NCBI's taxonomy places the organism in Eukaryota, Metazoa, Arthropoda, Insecta, Coleoptera, Chrysomelidae.